GAGCGGAGAGAGGGUUUAAAGUUUGAAACUUGCAAAUAGCUGUGUGCAUUCCAUCGCGUGAGUUGAAUUCGUUUCAUUCGGAAAUAAAAAGGAAAAGAAAAAAAGCAGCAUUCCCGAAUUGAGCAAGGAAAGGGAAAAAGAGAAGCCUCUGAUCAAUGGCGAAGUCGAGUUCGUUGGCUAUGGCGGUGAUCUGCGCCGCCGCAAUACUGGUGGCGAUGAGUCGGUGGCCGACAGCCGAGGGCGGCGGGGACCACCACCUGGGAUUGGGAUGGGCUUCCACGUGCAAGGGGUCCAUCGGGGAGUGUCUGGGAGGGGAGGAGUAUGAGUUGGACUCGGAGAUCAACCGGCGCAUCUUAGCCACCAACAAGUACAUCAGCUACGGUGCGCUGCAGAGGAACACUGUUCCAUGCUCUCGCCGCGGCGCCUCCUACUACAAUUGCCAACCAGGGGCUCAGGCCAACCCUUACAGCCGCGGCUGCAGCGCCAUUACGAGGUGCAGAAGCUGAAAUUUUCUUUUUCUUUUUUUGUCCAAUGUGUUUUUGUUGUUGUUAUAUAAAUUUAUUUGUUAUUCGUCAAUAUCUGUGUUCAUCCAUUUUCGGAUUGCUAUUGUCAGAAUACACUGCCUCCUCUUAAAUCUUAAUACCAGUAUUAUUGUUAUUAUUUGGAUUUGAACGUUUUUGUAAAAAGAAGAGAAAAAAAAAAUGUCACUGUUUUUCUUUUCUCUGCUAACGUUUUUACUUUGCUUUUGCCCACUCUGUGCUACUCAGAGUCUGAAUCUGAGUGGGUGGGAAAAAGACAGAGGCCGUGUCCAUGUAUUGGUGAUUGUAUCAGCGAUUCAUUAAUGCUCUCGUUU
Messenger RNA from Vigna unguiculata (cowpea), 853 nucleotides. RefSeq names its product rapid alkalinization factor-like. The record is from RefSeq and is a predicted model, not a curated record. Gene Ontology annotation, biological process: calcium-mediated signaling. NCBI's taxonomy places the organism in Eukaryota, Viridiplantae, Streptophyta, Magnoliopsida, Fabales, Fabaceae. Gene Ontology annotation, cellular component: plasmodesma.